UUUAUUCGUCAAGGACACGCCAGGGCGUUUCUGACGAGCCCUUCGUGACUUGCGAAAUAUCUAGCUACUUUUCCUCUUCAAGUCGCAGGUGAGUUCAUAAUCAGUUGAUCCGGCGUCUAAUCGGACGAUGACGGAGAAGGCUUGUUUCGCUCUCGCUUGCUUCUGGCAGCCCGAUGCCCAGUUCGGUUGUCAGAAGGGAGUCCUGCAGACCCGAGUCGGGUACUGCGGGGGCAAGGGCCCGGCCCCCAACUAUCCCAGUGUGUGAAAAUGAUCAUACUGAAGCAGUGGAAAUAACGUAUGAUCCGUCCAUUAUCUCGUACGAAGAUUUGCUUCGUCUUUUUUGGCAGUUCCAUGAUCCUUGCAGUUGUAAGAAGCGCCAGUAUAUGUCAGCCAUCUUCUACAGUGAUGAGCAGCAAAGAAGACUGGCCGAAGACAGCAAGAAACAUCAUGAAAGCGAGCUGGAAAAGCAAGUGGCUACUCAAAUCCUGGCUUUGAACAUCUUUCACGAGGCAGAGGAUUAUCAUCAAAAGUACUUUCUACGCACAUACCACAGAAAUUUCUACGGAGGGCUCCCAAAACAUGACCCAGUGACGUCGACGAGAGACUCUCGUCUAAAUGGUUAUCUGUCUGGACACGGAAAUGUAGAGGACAUGGAAAAAGAUGAAUAUUUGUCUGAACUGACGGAAGAGCAGCUCCAAUAUGUUCGGAAUCACAUGACCGGAGAACACAAAGCUCCAACUGUCGAACCUUUCAUCCGAACUGUCAUUCAAGUGGGCUGGAAUUUUGUAAAGAAAGCCGUUGGUUUGUAGUGUACUACGGCACCUGAAUAUUUAUGAUUCACAUUUGCUCAAACUGUUUCAGAGGUCAAUGACUCGCUAAAUACUGUAUAAUAUGUGUUAUGAGAAGAAAAUGUACAUGAAUAUUUUUAGUUUUUACAUUAUUUUACUUUACGAAAUCUUUUAGAAUAAAAAACUUUGGUAUGUA
Molecule: messenger RNA, 984 nt
Organism: Argiope bruennichi
Lineage: Eukaryota; Metazoa; Arthropoda; Arachnida; Araneae; Araneidae
Product: peptide methionine sulfoxide reductase MsrA-like
Exons: 4
Coding region: 174-809 (211 amino acids)
Molecular function (GO): peptide-methionine (S)-S-oxide reductase activity
Source: RefSeq, a predicted model, not a curated record